Molecule: messenger RNA, 1126 nt
Organism: Colias croceus (clouded yellow)
Lineage: Eukaryota; Metazoa; Arthropoda; Insecta; Lepidoptera; Pieridae
Product: ras-related and estrogen-regulated growth inhibitor-like protein
Exons: 6
Coding region: 269-904 (211 amino acids)
Molecular function (GO): GTPase activity; GTP binding
Source: RefSeq, a predicted model, not a curated record
UUGCGCCUGCGCUUUUGAUGUAAGCAGAACUCAGACGCCGGCAGUCGCAUAAGAAACUCUGCGGCAGAUAGUCGACUCUACGGUGCGCUAACCACCGCUAUCGGCCGGUCGCUUUCUCGAACGUAUUUACGAUAAACAAAUAUUUCUAUAUUAUUUUUGUCCGUGUCCUGUGAAUAGUGAAUAUGGUCGUGUGAUGACAAAUAUAAUAAAAAUAAUGUCCAUUUAAAUUUUACGUUUUAAGACUGUUAAAAAUAAAUAAACUGUCCAAAUGAAGAUGACUGUAAAUCGAAUAAGAGUGGUGGUGCUUGGUAGCCCGCGAAGUGGAAAGUCGGCGGUGGUUGUGCGUUACCUCACGAAGCGGUAUAUUGGAGAAUAUAGUUCGACGGGAGAUUUUCUUUAUCAACAUCGAGUGGCAUUCGACGGAGCAGUAUCAGAAGUUGAAAUUCUUGACACCUCAAACUGUGCCAUACGUGGUUGUCUCGGCGAGCACGUGCGAUGGGGGGACGCGUUCGCGGUAGUGUACUCGGUGUGCGAGCGGCGGUCGUUCCUGGCGGCCGCGGAGCUGCUGUCGCUGCUCGAGCGCACGCGGCUGCCCGGCUGCGCCGCUGUCACCCUCUUGGGCAACAAGCGUGACCUCGAGCACGCAAGGGAGGUCCACGCAGAAGAGGGCCAAGAGCUAUCGCUCCGUUUCGGGUGUCAGUUCUACGAAGUGUCCGCCGCGGAGUCGUCAGCGGGCGCGGCGUUAGCGUUCCACGCGUUACUGCGAGAGGCUCGAGCGUUAGCGCUGUUACUGCCCGCGCCCAGGAGGAAACUGGCCGCGUAUUCUGUUUCUAAGGUAAUCGGCACAAUAUUCGGAAAAAAUAGCAAGAGUGUACGAAAAAAACGACCAUCGCUUAGUAUCUAAUUAUUUAUAUUUCCAUUUAUAGACUGCGUUUAAAAUAUAGUUGAUGAAAAAUAUAGUUUUGUAAAAUUGUGAUAAUUGUGUAUCUCAUACAUUAAGGAGGCUUUGUUUAAAACAACACGAUUGUUGACAAAAUUUUUAAAGUGAAACUUUUAUUACAUCGUCUCAAACUUUUUGGUCUGUGUAGCGCAUGUCGCGUGACGCACGAUACGUGUACGAUAAUUA